Molecule: messenger RNA, 843 nt
Organism: Sodiomyces alkalinus F11
Lineage: Eukaryota; Fungi; Ascomycota; Sordariomycetes; Glomerellales; Plectosphaerellaceae
Product: alpha/beta-hydrolase
Exons: 1
Coding region: 1-843 (280 amino acids)
Source: RefSeq, a predicted model, not a curated record
AUGGCCCUGCAGGGUGACUCUAAUCAAGACACUAUCGCCUUCACUUCCCUCUACGAGUCCAACCCAACGACCAUCGUCCUCUUGCACGGCGCCACCUCUUCCAGCUUAGAAUGGGACUUCGUCAUCCCGCAUCUCUCGAACUACCACCUUCUGGUCCCCGAUCUUCCGGGCCAUGGCCGAUCCCGUUCACUCGGCCCCGCAUCCAUCGAUAUCUCCGCCGUCCACGUCGCUCAGCUGAUCCAAGCGCAUGCGAAAGGCGCAAAAGCCCACGUCGUCGGUCUUUCCAUGGGUGGCUACGUCGCACAGCGUCUGGCUCUCGACUCGCCGUCCCUAGCCCUCUCCCUCUUCGUCACGGGCGCCUCGCCGUUCCAAGGUUGGACGAGGUGGAUGGCCGAACGUCCAGGCCUCAUCUACUACCUUCUCAGUGCUUUCAUAAACUGGCUUCCCGCACCGCUGUACUGGUACACCGCGUCAGCGACGGGACUGAAGCGGCAUGAUGCGCUGUUGGCAGACCAGCGGUCGAACCUCGAGGUGCAGACCAUCCGAGAGGUCUACGGGUCCAUACUGCAGCUGGGAUUUGAGCAGGUACGACAGCUUCGCGUUAGGGCGUUAUUUGUUGCGGGUGGUCGGCAGGAUGACGUUCUUGGUACGACCAAGGUGGGCGAGGUGCUCAGAAAUCGGGUGGCGGAGGAUGGCGAGAGGCAACCCGAUGACGGUUCCCGCGCUGUAGUUGUGCGCGAGGCUUUGCAUACUUGGGAUUUGCAAUUGCCAGAGCUCUUUGCACAAGGUGUACUUGCUUGGAUUGAAGAGAGGCAGUUGCCGGAAGAGUUUGACACGCUAUGA